CUAGACAGCUGCAGGGCCUUGGACCCUGCUGUCCCCCUUCCUGGAGCAGGUGUUUUCCUUGUCAGGCUGGGAUGGGGCCCCACCGGGGGGUCAUGGAGGCACUUUUCUGAGGCAGUAUAAGCUCCGGAACCUAAUGUAAGGGGCCCUGGUGGCACCUUGACUAAACAAAAGGCUGCUGACCGAAUGGUUGAUGGUUCGAGCCCACCAGCCACUUUGUGGGAAAAAGACGAGGCUGUCUGCUUCUGGAAGGCUGACAGCCUGGCAACCCAGAGGCUCACUUGGUCCUGUGGGUCUGAACCCACAACAGUGUGUUUGCUUUUCACUAGGGGAACGUUUCAGGUGCCAGCACCACCCAGUGGCACCUGCCUCCUUUUCCACCCUGGGCUCAGUGACUUGAAAUCAAAGCUCAGCCCUGUGGGUAUGCUGACCACAUUGGUAGCCCUGAGCAGCCACAAGUGGGUGGGGCACCAUUGUCAUCAGGGAGAGCUCUGUUGGGGCUGGCCGGGAUGGGCCUCCCCAGGGAACCCCACCUGAUCUGUGGUGGGAACCUGGUGGGAUGACUCGCUGUGCCAGGGUUCCCUGUGUCACUGGGCUCCUCAGCCGUCAGUCUCCUCCUGGGGGUCGGCCUCGGGGCUGAGGGGUCCCGCUCGGGUGCAGGCUGUGAGGCACUCCGAGGCCCUGCCUGUCUAGGUGGCCUUGGCUCCUCAGCCGCAGGCGCCUUCCCUCUGCAUGCACACUGGCUCCUGCUCGUCUCAGGACUGGUCUUCAGUCACCUCUCCCAGAGCCCAAUUCUGAGCUCCGUCCCCUGUGCACCAUCAACUGUGUACAUCGGGACGGUCUCCUGCCCUGCACUAACCUUGUGAGUUAGUGUCACCUCUGGGGAAGGAGACCCCCUUCUGGGCCAGAGGGCUGUGGCUGCUAUCAUUUGUUCAGGGUCACCCGUGCCUGGACACAGAAGUGCCCACCCCCCACCCCACAGGUUCAGGUCAAGGCAGGUCGGCAUGGGCCUGGUCUUGGCAUGCUCCUGUUCCCAACCCCCUCCCUCGUCCAUGUUUCCUGGGUUGGCCUGGCCAGGAGUGACUGUGUGUCUGUCCCCUGUCUCCCCAGCAGCGUCCGUCCCCAAGAGAGUAUGAAGAGAGUGCGUCUGUAGGGCAGGGAAGAUGGCGGACAAGCGCAAACUCCAAGGUGAGAUUGAUCGCUGCCUCAAGAAGGUGUCCGAGGGCGUGGAGCAGUUUGAGGAUAUUUGGCAGAAGCUCCACAAUGCGGCCAACGCGAACCAGAAAGAAAAGUAUGAGGCUGACCUAAAGAAGGAGAUUAAGAAGCUACAACGGCUGAGGGACCAGAUCAAGACCUGGGUAGCGUCCAACGAGAUCAAGGACAAGAGGCAGCUCAUAGACAACCGCAAGCUCAUUGAAACGCAAAUGGAACGGUUCAAAGUGGUGGAGCGAGAGACCAAAACCAAAGCCUACAGCAAGGAGGGCCUGGGCCUGGCGCAGAAGGUGGACCCAGCGCAGAAGGAGAAGGAGGAGGUUGGCCAGUGGCUCACGAACACCAUCGACACCCUGAACAUGCAGGUGGACCAGUUUGAGAGUGAGGUGGAGUCACUGUCGGUGCAGACGCGCAAGAAGAAGGGGGACAAGGAUCAGAAGCAGGACCGGAUCGAGGGCCUGAAGCGGCACAUCGAGAAGCACCGCUACCACGUGCGCAUGCUGGAGACAAUCCUGCGCAUGCUGGACAACGACUCCAUCCUGGUGGACGCCAUCCGCAAGAUCAAGGACGACGUGGAGUACUACGUGGACUCCUCCCAGUACCCUGACUUCGAGGAGAAUGAGUUCCUUUAUGACGACCUGGACCUCGAGGACAUUCCGCAGGCGCUGGUCGCCACCUCCCCCCCCAGCCACAGCCACAUGGAGGACGAGGUCUUCAACCAGUCCAGCAGCACACCCACGUCCACCACCUCCAGCUCACCCAUCCCACCCAGCCCCGCCAACUGCACCACGGAGAACUCCGAGGACGACAAGAAGAGGGGCCGAUCGACGGACAGCGAGGUCAGCCAGUCUCCCGCCAAAAACGGCUCCAAGCCCGCCCACGGCAACCAGCAUGCUCAGUCCGCGGCUGUGCCGCCCAGCUACCCCUCAGGCCCUGCACCAGCCACCUCUGCCCUGAGUGCCACCCCCGGCAACAACGGGGCGCCCACCCCAGCAGCACCCCCGAGUGCCCUGGGCCCCAAGGCCAGCCCGGCCCCCAGCCACAACUCAGGCACCCCCGCCCCCUAUGCUCAGGCCGUGGCCCCACCAGCUCCCAGUGGGCCCACCUCAGCCCAGCCCCGGCCCCCCAGCGCCCAGGCUGGCGGCGGGGGCGGCAGCAGCAACAACAGCGGGGGCAACACCGGCAAGCAGAAUGGGGCGUCCAGUUACAGCUCUGUGGUGGCCGACAGCCCAGCAGAGGCUGCCCUGAGCAGUGGCGGGAGCAGCAACACCAGCAGCCAGGCUCUGGGCCCGCCAGCCGGCCCCCACAAUCAACCUCCCGGCACAUCGAAGGAACCCAGCUCGGCAGCUCCAGCCGGGGCUGGAGGCGUGGCCCCCGGCUCAGCGAGCACCACCGGGGGACCCAGCCUCCUGGUGCCAUUGCCUGUGAACCCCCCCAGCUCCCCAACACCCAGCUUCAGCGAGGCCAAGGCCACAGGGACCUUGCUCAACGGGCCCCCGCAGUUCAGCAGUGCCCCAGAGAUCAAGGCCCCCGAGCCUCUGAGCUCCCUCAAGUCCAUGGCAGAGCGGGCGGCCAUCAGCUCCGGCAUCGGGGACCCUGUGCCAACGCUGCACCUGACAGAGAGAGACAUCAUCCUGAGCAGCACGUCCGCCCCGCCUGUCUCGGCGGUGCCGCCCCUGCAGCUGUCAGAGGUGAACAUCCCGCUGUCGCUGGGUGUGUGUCCCCUGGGGCCUGUGCCCCUCACCAAGGAGCAGCUCUACCAGCAGGCCAUGGAGGAGGCCGCCUGGCACCACAUGCCCCACCCAUCCGACUCCGAGCGGAUCCGGCAGUACCUCCCCCGGAACCCCUGCCCGACGCCCCCCUACCACCACCAGAUGCCCCCGCCGCACUCUGACACGGUGGAGUUCUACCAGCGCCUGUCCACAGAAACGCUCUUCUUCAUCUUCUACUAUUUGGAAGGCACGAAGGCGCAGUACUUGGCCGCCAAGGCCCUGAAGAAGCAGUCGUGGCGGUUCCACACCAAGUACAUGAUGUGGUUCCAGCGGCACGAGGAGCCCAAGACUAUUACGGACGAGUUCGAGCAGGGCACCUAUAUCUAUUUCGACUACGAAAAGUGGGGCCAGCGUAAGAAGGAGGGCUUCACCUUCGAGUACCGCUACCUGGAGGACCGGGACCUCCAGUGACACCGGCCGGCCCCUGCCCGCCCCUCCCCGCAUGCUGACCCCUGCCCUGGAAGACUGGGGGUGCCCUCUCCCACGGGGCAGCCCCUUCCCCCAGGAAGCAGGGAGGGGCCAGGUGGUCUUCUCAUCCCCCUCAGCCCCGCCCUGGUGCCCGGGGGCGGGGCUGCCCCUUCUCCCCUCCCCAGUGAGGGACAUUUUUUGGUAAACCUAUUUUCAUUUUGGAAAAUAUUUAUGAAUAAAUAGUUUUAUAUGA
Echinops telfairi (small Madagascar hedgehog) is the source of this 3642-nucleotide messenger RNA. RefSeq names its product CCR4-NOT transcription complex subunit 3 (gene CNOT3). Gene Ontology annotation, biological process: nuclear-transcribed mRNA poly(A) tail shortening; regulation of DNA-templated transcription; regulation of stem cell population maintenance. The record is from RefSeq and is a predicted model, not a curated record. The transcript is spliced from 16 exons. NCBI's taxonomy places the organism in Eukaryota, Metazoa, Chordata, Mammalia, Afrosoricida, Tenrecidae. The coding region runs from base 1161 to 3392 and encodes 743 amino acids. Gene Ontology annotation, cellular component: P-body; nucleus; CCR4-NOT core complex.